ACUGCGGACAUAGUACAGGAGAUGACCAGAGACUGCAGACAUAGUACAGGAGAUGACCAGAGACUGCAGACAUACUACAGGAGAUGACCAGAGACUGCAGACAUAGUACAGGAGAUGACCAGAGACUGCAGACAUAGUACAGGAGAUGACCAGAGACUGCAGACAUAGUACAGGAGAUGACCAGAGACUGCGGACAUAGUACAGGAGAUGACUAGAGACUGUGGACACAGUACAGGAGUUGACCAGAGACUGCGGACAACAGUACAGGAGAUGACCAGAGACUGCGGACAUAGUACAGGGAUGACCAGAGACUGCGGACAUAGUACAGGAGAUGACCAGAGACUGCAGACA
Molecule: messenger RNA, 351 nt
Organism: Staurois parvus
Lineage: Eukaryota; Metazoa; Chordata; Amphibia; Anura; Ranidae
Source: the annotation of a GenBank genome assembly